This is a messenger RNA of Drosophila yakuba, 1225 nucleotides long. Its product is annotated as trypsin-3. Lineage: Eukaryota; Metazoa; Arthropoda; Insecta; Diptera; Drosophilidae. Gene Ontology annotation, biological process: proteolysis. The record is from RefSeq and is a predicted model, not a curated record. The transcript has a single exon. The coding region runs from base 318 to 1217 and encodes 299 amino acids. Gene Ontology annotation, molecular function: serine-type endopeptidase activity.
CUAAUAUCAAUCUUCGGCAUACUAUAAAGCAAUUACCUAAAUUAAAAUGUUUGAUUUAAAAUAAAUUAAUCACGCUUAUGACAACAAUUUGACAGCAUUUCAAAUUCGAGCUAAGCGCUGCGGGUUAAUUUUUUGCCCAGAACCCGCUAAUUAGCUUAGCCUACUUCAACGAAGCUAAAGAUAAAUGGUCAGCAAAUAUAAAAUAUAAAAAGAUAAAAGAUCCGAGAACUAAGAGGUCAAAAGGUGAGCCAUUGUUCUAAGAUGGUUCAGUCGAGAGGCGAUCGUUGCUCCGAUCGGUUAUAGAAACGUGUUUUAGGAUGAUUGCGAGUUUAUCGGGAAUAGUUCUUAUUGCGAGUCUGUGGAUCCUGCUGGCAGGUGGUCAACCAAACAAUUGGAGUGGCUACUACGUCGACAAUGGCACCCACUAUCUGCUUUACAAGGAUCCACGAAUUGAGCCGCAGACCAUUUUGCCUGGAAAUAUAUCCACUAACCCCGCCAUAAAUGCAUUGGAUGCACAGGACUAUCUGCCCACUCGAAUUGUGAACGGCAAGAAGAUCAAGUGCACCAGAGCCCCAUACCAGUGUGCUCUUCACUACAAUAAUUACUUCAUUUGCGGUUGUGUUAUCCUCAAUCGGCGAUGGAUUCUAACUGCCCAGCAUUGCAAAAUUGGCAAUCCUGGUAGUUAUACCGUGCGAGCGGGAUCAACGCAGCAGAGGAGAGGUGGUCAGCUGGUACAGGUUCAGAAAACUGUGUGCCAUCCGAACUACAGUGAAUACACCAUGAAGAAUGACUUGUGCAUGAUGAAGCUGAAGACUCCAUUGAAACUCGGUCGGUGUGUCCAGAAGGUGAAGCUGCCCUCCACAAAAACCAAGCGAUUUCCCAAAUGUUACCUGGCCAGCGGAUGGGGUCUCACCUCAGCCAACGCCCAGAAUGCCCAGCGAUAUCUGCGGGGUGUCAUCGUCUGCAGGGUGAAUCGAGCCAAGUGCCAGCAGGAUUAUCGGGGCACUGGUAUCAAGAUCUACAAGCAAAUGAUCUGCGCCAAGCGAAAGAACCGAGACACUUGCUCCGGAGACUCCGGAGGUCCACUUGUUCAUAAGGGCGUGCUCUACGGAGUAACAUCAUUCGGAAUUGGUUGUGCCAAUGCCAAGUAUCCGGGAGUGUAUGUCAAUGUGCUGCAAUAUACUCGCUGGAUUAAGAAGGUCGCAAAAAAAUAUUAAAUUCUAAU